Molecule: messenger RNA, 3592 nt
Organism: Schistocerca gregaria
Lineage: Eukaryota; Metazoa; Arthropoda; Insecta; Orthoptera; Acrididae
Product: peroxisomal multifunctional enzyme A-like
Exons: 5
Coding region: 2223-3533 (436 amino acids)
Molecular function (GO): oxidoreductase activity
Source: RefSeq, a predicted model, not a curated record
AGGAGAAGUGCGGGAGGGUGACGUUUAUGCCGUUGAAUCGGGUUCAAGUGAGGAUGGGUCACGUCGGGUUGGCGACGACGGAGCAGGUGCAGCCGUUGACGGGGGUGCUUAGCUACGACCACGCGCGGUUUGGGAAGGUGUUUGAACAGGUGUUUGGGAAGGUGAUGCUUUGCCAGUCGCUGGAGGUUGGGACGCAGAUUGCUCGAGCGUACGGCGUUUCUUGCGUGACGCUGGACGGGGAUCGGGUGAACAGCAAGGGGGCGUUGACGGGCGGUUACUAUGACUCGCGGCGCUCGAAGAUUCGGCUGAUCAAGGAGUUGAGGGCGUCUCGGGAGAGGCAGGAGGAGCUGGAGGGGAAGUUGGGCGAGGCGAAGCGGCAGUUGAGCGAGGUGGAUCAGCGCGUGACGCAGAUAGUGGACGAGUUGGGUCAGUUCGAGGCUCGGAGGGUGAGGGUGCACGACUUGUUCGAGGUGUCGAGGGCGAACGCUCAGGAGGCGCAGGUUGAGGUGCUGGCCGGUCAGGAGCAGCUGCGGAAGAUGAGAUCGACGUUGUCGGAGCAAGAGAAGUCCGCGCGCGAGUUGGGGGAGAGGGUCGCGAUGCUGGAGCGGGAGUUGGGGUUGGAGAUGCCGACGGAGAUGUCCAGCGAGGAGGAGGAGGAGUUGAGUCGGCUCGAGCGCGAGCGCGAGGUGUUAGAAAGGGAGGCGGUGGAGGUUUCGCGCGAGAGGGGCUCGCUGGAGUGCAGCAAGGCGGAACUCGAGAGUUCUUUGACGAGUAGGUGGUUGCCAUUGAAGGCGGAGCUCAAGUCGGAGGUGGCGUCGCUGGAGCUGGAGCGAGCGGACCAGAAGUUGGCGCCGGCGUCGGAGGAGUUGGUGCGCGUGCGGAGGACGAUCAAGGAGCUUAGAGAUCGCGUGGAGGAGUUGGAUCAGUCGUCGGCGGAGAAGGCGCGUCGGUUGGAGGCGCUGGCGAGGCGGAGCUCGGAGCUGCGCGAAAGCGAGUCGGAGCAGGACGAGCGAAUGCAGGAGAUGAGCAAGAAGGUGGAGAGGCUGAUCAAUACGCACAUGUCGCUUGUUGCGAAGAAGAACGAGCUGACGAAGCGCAUGCGCGAGGUCGGGAGCGUGCCGUCGGACACGUUGGAGAAGUUUCGCGACCUGGGGUACGCGGAGUGCUUCGGCGAGUUGCAGAAGACGAAAUUGGCGCUGGAAAAGUACGCGCACGUGAACAAAAAGGCGCUGGACCAAUACAUGAACUUUGCGGAGGAGCGAGACAGAUUCACGGAUCGAAAGCAGCAAAUGAGCGCGGAGAGCGAGGCGGUUCACGCGCUCAUAAGGAAGUUGGACAUGCAGAAGGACGAGGCGAUCGAGAGGACGUUCAAGGGCGUUUCGAAGUACUUCUCGGAGGUUUUCACGGAGUUGACGGGCGGAAGGGCCGCGUUGGUCAUGCAGACGUCCGAGGGCGGUUCCAACGGGGUCGCUGGAGAGUCCGCGGGCCCUCGAAUCAGGUUUUACAAGGGGGUGGAUAUCCGGGUGUCCUUUGCUCCGCCCGACAGCGCGAGUCGGUUCGAGCAGUUGAAUCAGCUGUCCGGAGGCCAGCAAUCAGUGGUGGCGCUCGCGCUGAUUUUCGCGAUUCAGCGCUGCGAUCCCGCGCCUUUCUACAUAUUCGACGAAAUCGACCCCGCGCUGGACGAGAGGCAUCGGUUGGCAGUGGCGAAAAUGAUCACGAAGCUGAGCGAAAAUGUGCAGUUCAUCAUUACGACGCAUCGCCCAGAGAUGGUGCAAUGCGCCUCCAAGUGCUACUUGAUCCAGUUCGAGAACAAGGUCAGCAACGUCGUGUCCGCAUCCGUAGAGGAGGCGUUGGAAAUGAUAAGGGUGGAGGGAGAGGGCGGAGAGAACAUCGACGACGAACAGGCGAAGUUGAGCAAGGACAUGCAAUCCGUGAGCGUGUCCGCGUUCUCGACUGAAAUUGAAGAAGAGGCGCCCCCCGGAGAAGGAGAGUUCCAAGAAGAUGACUCGUGAGCAACGCGCGCGAGGCUGCUCUGCUUGUUCAGGUCCUUUCGCUGCAGAGUGUGUUAGUCGUUCAGAAAGCCUUGUAUUUUUUUUUUCUUUUCGGGCUGUGUUUGGCGUACACAUUGGCCGUUAUGGUUUUUUUGUUUUUUUUUUUUAUUGUUGUUACAAUUAUGUCAAGUCUGCGCGUUGAUGGGAAACAUAUUUUUCAGCUAACCAGUCAUGUCCAAGGUUCGAUUCGAUGGUCGAGUGGCGGUCGUCACAGGUGCUGGAGGCGGUCUUGGUCGUGCAUAUUCCAAGCUGCUUGCGUCUCUUGGGGCGUCGGUAGUGGUCAACGACCUUGGAACCAGCACGUCCGGAAGCGGGAAAUCGGCCGGAGCGGCGGACGUGGUCGUGGAGGAGAUCAAGAAGUCUGGCGGACGAGCCGUGGCCAACUACGACUCGGUCGAGAACGGUGACAGGAUUGUCCAGACUGCGCUUGACGCGUUCGGAAGGGUGGACAUUCUGAUCAACAACGCCGGGAUCCUGCGAGAUACGAGCUUUCAAAACAUGAAGGACGAAGAUUGGGAUUUGGUGUACGAAGUGCACCUCAGGGGGGCAUACCGCGUCACCAAGGCCGCGUGGCCGCACAUGGUCAAUAAUAAGUACGGGCGCGUCAUUAUGACGGCAUCCGCGGCUGGGUUGUAUGGGAACUUCGGUCAGGCCAAUUACGGAGCGGCGAAGAUGGGGUUGCACGGUUUCAGCCAAGCUCUGUCCAAAGAAGGGAGGAAGCACCAGAUUUUGGUGAAUACGAUAUCUCCGCUGGCGGGAUCUAGAAUGACGGAAAAGGUGCUUCCCAGGCAGCUUUUGGAAGCGCUUCGUCCGGAGUAUGUGGCACCCUUUGUCGCUUACUUGGUCAGCGAAGAGAACAAGACUACAGGGGCGUUGUACGAGGUCGGUGCCGGAUACAUCGCGCGGGUUCGGUGGCAAAGGUCGCGGGGAAAGCUGUUUCCCACGGACACCGAGCUAAAGGCGGAGGCCAUUAGGGAUGCCUGGAGGGAGAUCGGCGAUUUUUCCAAAGAUCCUCAAUAUCCGACGGAUAUGAGCGACUCGUCGAGGAUCGUCAUGGAGUACGUGUCGAAGAGGCCGGCGAGCGGUUCGAGGGUCGAGUCGUCCGAAAAGAACGUGGAAAAGAGUGCAAGUGGUUCUCCGAGCGUGGAGGCCAUUUUGGAAAUGUUGAGGCGCCAGGUUGAAAGGGAUGGCCCCAUGUUGAAAGACAGAAUCAACGGCGUGUUCGAGCUGCAGAUUGUCCAGCCGGAUGGACGCAUAAAAAGUUGGACGAUCGACUUGAAGAGUGACCACCCGAGUCUAAAGGAGGGCGCGGCCUCCAAAGCAGAGGUCCAGUUGACGAUGAAGCCGGACGAUUUUGUUGCGUUGGUCUCGAGGAGACUGAACGUCCAAAGUGCAUUUGUAGACGGAAGGCUCAAGGUCAAGGGAAAUUUGAGCCUCGCGAUGAAAUUUGAGCCCUUUAUAAACUCCGUGUCCAAGCUUUAGAGCCGAACUGGCAUGCAGUUGAAUUGUCAUAUAUGUACAAUAAAAUUGGAACAGACAAA